AAUACGAACAGCGUGCACGAGAUCGUGCUCGUCGUGAACAACAGCUAGAAGAGGAAAACAAAGUUGUGCUCGAUGCUAACCUGAAUAGAACCCAGUUGGUUCAAAGCACUAGUAUUGCCUCGAAACAAUCAGGAUAUUAUUGUAAAGUGUGCGAUUGGUGA
Messenger RNA from Ambispora gerdemannii, 161 nucleotides. NCBI's taxonomy places the organism in Eukaryota, Fungi, Glomeromycota, Glomeromycetes, Archaeosporales, Ambisporaceae. The record is from the annotation of a GenBank genome assembly.